Molecule: messenger RNA, 2889 nt
Organism: Diplodia corticola
Lineage: Eukaryota; Fungi; Ascomycota; Dothideomycetes; Botryosphaeriales; Botryosphaeriaceae
Product: aminodeoxychorismate synthase
Exons: 1
Coding region: 1-2889 (962 amino acids)
Biological process (GO): L-tryptophan biosynthetic process
Source: RefSeq, a predicted model, not a curated record
AUGUCCUUGCCUGGCGACAUGGACCCUUAUGCCAUCUGUGCGGCCCCCCGCAUUCUGUUCAUCGACGCCUACGACUCAUUCGCCAACAACAUUGUUGCCCUGCUGCAGCAGGCACUCAACGCCCACGUCACUUCUAUCCACAUCGACCAUCCACACUUCACCCCCGCCUCUCCCGCCGACUUCUACCGUUACUUGGACGCUUUCGACGCCGUCGUUGCCGGCCCUGGUCCCGGCACAGUAGCGAAUCCCCAGGAUACCGGCCUUAUUUCAAGCUUAUGGACUCUGCCCGACGAUCAUCUCCUGCCCGUCCUUGGAAUCUGCCUGGGCUUCCAGAGUCUUGCCCACGCCUUUGGUGCUACCGUCGAGAGGCUCUCGGAACCACGCCAUGGCAUCAUCACCCGCGUCCACCACCGCGGCCACUCCCUGUUUGAAAAUCUGCGUGAAGUCCAUGCCACCCAGUACCACUCGCUUCACGUCAAGCCGGCUCCUUCUUCCCCACCGUCAGACCUAUGGUCGCCUUCGGCGCAAUGCCCGAGCCUAAAACCGUUGGCCUGGGAUCGUGACAGUGCCCAAAACGGACCCGUGUUGAUGUCGGUAGAGCACAUGUCCAAGCCGUUUUGGGGCGUUCAAUAUCAUCCCGAGUCUAUCUGCACCGACUCCGAAGGUGCCGGAAUAGUCCAAAAUUGGUGGGCCCAAGCGAGCAGGUGGCUACUGUCACGGCCAUCCCGGAGACACCGGCGAGGAAGCAGCAAAUUGGUGAAGUCCUCAGCGACCGGCCAGGGCUUUCAAAAUGGCAUCCCCUCCCCAAAGGACACUUGCUGGGAUGGUCUUCACUAUCGUUUGCUCCAAGCUUCUCUCGUGAACCGUCCUGGUGUUCGCGUCGAGUAUCAGUGCAUUCCAUCUACCGAAGGCGAUGUUCGCGCCAUCUGCGAACUGCUUGAAAUACCUGGUCGCGAAGCCGCCGUUCUCGAGUCUGGUUUGAACAAGAAGAAACAACCGAUCCGCGGAGAGACCGGUAGCAAAUCCAUCAUUGGAUGUCUGGAGACAGAAAGAAACCUACGAGUCGAAUAUUUUGUGGAGGGCCAAACCUUGGAGCUUCGGGUCGGACAAGAUCUCUUGCACCGUGAAGAAGGAGCAAACGUGUGGUCAUACCUCAAGCAUUUAAUGGAAUCGAUCAACGUUACACAAGGGCCUGUAGACUCACCAUUCUGGGGCGGUUUGAUAGGGUUCGUGUCGUACGAAGCUGGACUGGAAACCAUUAAUGUCAAGCCAACACCGGACUCUGGCGCAAGAAAGUUCCGCAAGCCCGAUCUCGCCUUCGUUUUCGUCACCCGAAGCAUCGUCGUCGACCACAUUGCCCAAAAGAUAUACAUUCAGAGCAUUCGAGACGAAGAUUCGUCCUGGGUCCAGUCAACGUCUCGGAAACUCAGAACACUAGCUUCCUACUCACCGCAGAACCCCUCCUCCAACCUCUCGUCCAUCCUCAAAGAAUCAGUCGUCUCCAUACCCCUCAGUGCCUCUUACGAAAACAAGGUCCGCGCCUGCCAGGAGUCCAUCCGCGCCGGCGACUCUUAUGAACUCUGCCUCACCUCGCAAACCACAAUCCACCUCCCCCGCACCUCUUCCAACACCUUCUCUUGGAACCUCUACACCCGUCUCCGCCAUCUCAACCCCGCCCCCUUCGGCGGCUACAUCCGCCUCGGCCCUCCAGGCAGCGGCGUUGACAUCCUCAGCAGCAGUCCGGAGCGGUUCCUCUCAUGGACGCGGCGAGGUCGCUGCCAAUACCGACCCAUCAAGGGCACCGUCCAGAAAAAGGACGGCCAAGUGACGCUCGCGGAAGCGACGCGCAUCCUCAACAGCUCCAAGGAGCGCGCCGAGAACCUGAUGAUCGUCGACCUAGUGCGGCACGACCUGCACGGCGUGGUGGGCGCUGGCAACGUGCGCGUCAGCAAGCUGAUGGGCGUCGAGGAGUACGAGACGGUCUUCCAGCUGGUAAGCGUCAUCGAGGGCGACCUGACGGGGCGGUGGGCGGCGCAGGAGCGGGAGCAGGAGGAGGAGCUGCUAUUACAACAACAGCAGCAGCCGCCGGUAGUUCCCAGGACGGUCCUCCCCACCACCGCCGGCUGGAACCCCGAAGACUCGUCGGAAGACUCGGACCUCCCCGCCAGCACGGCGGCAUCGUCGCAGACCUCGUCGCUCGCCCCCUCGCCCUGCCCGUCUCCCUGCCCCGGCGUCUCCGCCUCGCACCCCCUCCUCCACCACCACCACCACCACCACCACCACCACUACUCGUCCUCAACACAAACAUCAAUCUCCCACAAAAAAGCAGCGACAGCGGCAGUGGCGCCUCCCCAAAACCGCGCAAUAGACGACGACGACGACGACGACGACGAUGCCAACGACCAAGCCUCCUCGCCCACCACCACCACCGCCACCGCCACCACCACCGCCGCCAACCCCACAGCAUCAACAUCAGCACCAGCAACCGGCAUCGCCAUCCUCCACGCCUCCCUCCCGCCAGGAUCGAUGACGGGCGCGCCCAAGAAGCGCUCGUGCGAGCUCCUCGACGGCAUCGAGGAGCGGCAGCCGCGCGGGGUGUACUCGGGGGUGCUGGGCUACCUGGACGUCGGCGGCGGGGGCGACUUCGCCGUCGUCAUCAGGACGGCUUGGCGGUGGGACGGGGAGGAAGGAGGGGAGGAAGAAGAGAAAGAAGAAGAAGAAGAAGAGGAUGGGCGAGGGGAAAAGGGGAGCGGAACGGAGAUUUGGAGGGUGGGUGCGGGUGGGGCGGUGACGGCGCAGAGUACGCCUGAGGGAGAGUACGCGGAAAUGGUGGUGAAGCUGGAGAGUGCGUUGAGGGUGUUUGAUGCGGGGGUGGAGGUGGAUGUUUGA